ACCACCUGCUCUCCUGACCUGCCCUUCCCUCAGUCCGCGUGCUUUCUCCGUAGCAGUGCUGUUCUAUUACCAGUGUCAUUCAUUAGUUAGGUAGUAUGGAUAGUUUGAAGUUAGCUGGGCUACAAGUCGCGGGUGCUUCUCUGCUGGGCGCAGUGUCGUAUUAUUGCUACAACAACCAGUCUACGCCGACUAAGCCCCUCAAAAAGCUAGCUAAAGGUGUCAAUAAAAACAGCAGCAUUGUGCUUUUCUUCAAUGAGGGAGGCACACAAUGUUUACACCAUCAAAAUCAUAAGACGGAUGAAUGCCCUUUGGUCGACUGUCCUGUUCGACACUUGAGGACUCUCAAACGUAUUGUGAGUAAAGCUUCAUCCUGUGUCGAUAUUUGUCUCUACAAUUUGAAUCAAGUUGAAUUGGAGUCAGCACUUGUGGAUCUGCUAAGGAGCGGUAAGAAAGUCAGAGUGGUUGUUGGAGAUAGGAAUAUUGAGGAUAAAGAGGCUAUCUCCAGGCUGAGAUCAGAAGGAGCAUUUGUAGUGGAGAAAUGUAGCAAACCUCCACCAGGUGCAGAUUUAAGAGCGUUGCAAUAUGCACCUGGAGACCUGCUAAUGCACCACAAAUUUGUUAUUGUGGACAGCAAAAUUCUAUUAACUGGUUCCAUGAAUUGGACCAACAAUAGCUUCACCAAUAAUUAUGACCAUAUGUUAAUAAAUGUUGACCCCUAUCUGGUUAAUCAGUUUGUAGAAGAAUUUCAGUAUCUUUUUUCUACUGAGAGUAACAAUGAAAAAGCUUACUGUACCCAACCUAAUGGAAAGGUUCCAUUUGAAGCAAUUUUCUUUCGAAGAAAUAAUUUUCUCUGUCGCCCAGAUGCAAACCGAAAAAAGAGAUGCGAAAAGGAAGAUUGCAUGUUUUACAACUACAAAUUUAUUCUUCAUAAAAUUAUGAGAGCCUCUGUCAGUGUUGACAUAUGUGUCCAACAGCUCACAGCUGAAGAUUUGUCAAAUGAAGUUAUAUUUCUUCAUAAUAUUGGAGUAAAAGUAAGAGUUAUGUGUGACAAGUCUUUUUCCACAGGGACUGGCAGUCAGAUGCAGGUUUUUAUAAAUGCAGGUAUUCCAGUGCAUAGACUGGAGGGAGAAGGAAGCCUUCACCACAAGUUCAUAAUAAUUGAUGGUAAAACUUUGCUAGCGGGUACUAUCAAUUGGACCAUGCAGGGUUUCUUUGGGAAUUAUGAAAAUUUACUUAUAAUUGAAGACAAGGACACAGUACUUCAGUUUGUUAAGGAGUUUGAAAAGCUGUGGGAUGUAUUCCCUGCAAUCUCAAAGGUUUAUUAGUGUUAUGUGUUUUAGAUUUAAAUGUUGUUUUUGAAUGAGAAGAACACUUGUCGUUAGUAUGUACCAUGACAUAGUAUUACUUGACAAAGGGAAAUGAUGAUUGACUCUACAAUCCAUAUGUACCCUGGUAUGAAGCAUUAAGUUUUACGUUUAUAAAAUAUUAAGACCUUUGAUUAAGAAGUUGUUGUGAGUUUUCUCAUAUGUUAGGAUUAUUUUACUGAAUCACAAUGUUUUUAAAAUUCUGUGAUAUUUUGUAUUUUGACAACGCCAUGCUGAGGCACUUCUCAUUAUUUUCAUUAAGAUUAAUUUGAACUCCUUGUUAACCUAAUCAUCGACAUACAUGAUAUUCUGUAUUUUGACAUGACCAUGCUGAGGCACUUCUCAUUAUUUUCAUUUCUAUUAAUUUGAACUCCUUGUUAACCUUAUCAGCGACAUAGGUAUUUUGUAUUUUGACAUCGCCAUGCUGAGGCACCUCUGAUUACUGUCAUUAUUAAUAUUAUUUUGAACUCCCGUUGUUCCCCUAAUCAACAACAUACUACAUAUUGAAAUUAAACAUUUCAUGCAAGUUUACAA
Molecule: messenger RNA, 1898 nt
Organism: Frankliniella occidentalis (western flower thrips)
Lineage: Eukaryota; Metazoa; Arthropoda; Insecta; Thysanoptera; Thripidae
Gene: zuc
Biological process (GO): piRNA processing
Cellular component (GO): mitochondrion
Molecular function (GO): RNA endonuclease activity producing 5'-phosphomonoesters, hydrolytic mechanism
Source: RefSeq, a predicted model, not a curated record